AUGUCCAACCCGCCUUUUACGGUUCGAGCGGUCUUCGAGUACGCUUCGGGCCACGAUGAUGACCUCAGCUUUUCCAUAGGCCAAGUCAUUACCGUCACGGAUGUGGAAGAUGCCGAAUGGUAUAGCGGCGGAUACACCGAUGGCUCCGGUGGCAAGCAGGAGGCGCCCGCGGAACCUGAAGUUGCCGAGCAACUACCGGCGGAUGAACCUGAGCCAAUUUCCCAACAGCCUCCUGCAUUGGCGCUUCAGUCUCCUCCUCUGGUAUCAAGUCCUCCAGUCGAAGAACCUACCUCGCCUGCCCAGCUCGCACAUCCAGUCCCAGCACCUUUCGCACCGGCAGCCGACCCCGCGCCUCCCGUUGUCAAGGCUUCCAAGCCGCCCCCACCUGCUGUUGCUGAGAAGCCCUCCUCGUUCAAGGAUCGCAUUGCUGCCUUCAACAAGUCCGCCGCGACCCCAAUUACCCCUUUCGCACCUGAGCCUGCUCCCAAGGUAUACAAGAGGGAGGAGGAUCCGGACGUGCAAGAGCAGAUUGCCCGCGAGCCUCCCGUAUCAGAAAGCCGCCCUCCCCCUCCUCCACCCCAGACUCUUCCGCAAGAAACCGAAGAGGGGGUAGAGGAUCAGCCUAAACCCACCAGCUUGAAAGACAGAAUCGCACUCCUUCAGAAGCAGCAAUUAGAACAGGCAGCGCGCCAUGCCGAGGCUGCUCAAAAGAAGGAAAAGCCUAAGCCUCCUAAGAAGCCGGUCGAACAACCCAUCGAGGCCACGGAACCUUUUGAAGAUACCGAGGCGUCGCCGGUAACUGCACCCACUGCCGCUCGGGAUCCUAGCGUUGAUACAGUGCGAUCCAAACCCCCACCGCCCCAGCCUCCUACUCCAUUGGUUGCACCUGAGGAAAUUACUAGCGAUGCAAACGACGCGGAUUAUUCUGCAGCUGCCGAUUCCGAGGAUGCAGGAGAGACCUCAACCAGCAAGGAUGAUGAAGAUGAGCGUCCACGCCAAUUGUCGACCCAUACUAUCGAACCAAAGGCCGAAGAGGCUGACGUCGAAGAGGGAACAGAGGAGGAGGAAGAGGAGAUGGACCCUGAAACCAGACGCCGGAUGGAGCUUCGCGAGAGAAUGGCGAAGAUGAGCGGCGGUACGGGCAUGAUGGGUCUCUUUGGCCCUCCAGGUGGUAUGCCAGGCAUGUCUGCUCAUGGAACUCGCAAGCCUAAGACCCCCGGCGAGUCCGAGAAAAGACUUGGUGAGCCUGAGCCAACCUCUCCGGGCAAUGCUCCUCCCGUCCCCAUGAUUCCUAUGCCUGGAAUGAACCUCAACACUAAGCCUGCCCCUCCUGAUGUCGAGAAGGAGGACGAGGAACCCCUGGCAACUCCUGUCUCUGAGCAACACCCAUCACGAGAGGUACCAGAUGUGGAAGAAGUUGUUCAUGAGGGCUCCCUGCCGCGUCGUUCUACUGACCGGGUUCCUCCUGCCCCACCCGCGCAUGGUAUGUUACCAUACUCAUUCUAA
Messenger RNA from Penicillium waksmanii, 1506 nucleotides. RefSeq lists its product as uncharacterized. NCBI's taxonomy places the organism in Eukaryota, Fungi, Ascomycota, Eurotiomycetes, Eurotiales, Aspergillaceae. Bases 1 to 1506 code for a protein of 501 amino acids. Gene Ontology annotation, molecular function: protein binding. The record is from RefSeq and is a predicted model, not a curated record. The transcript has 3 exons.